GAUAUAACAACGAUUGUAUUCCCUAAUAGUCGGGUACCUGAACUUCUUUGUCUCUCCAGAAUCCCGAGAUAAAUCUACUAUUCUUUCACACAAAGCAAGCAACCACCGAACCACCAUGACAGACAACCAACAACCCCGUCCCUUCAAAAGAAUCUACAUCAUAGGCGCCGGCCCCUCCGGCCUUCUCCUUGCCCUGCUCCUCUCCCGCCAUGGGCGGCGUUCCCUUUCCUCCCCCUUCGGAUCACCCGGCGGCGGCGGCGGCGGCGGCGGCGGCGGCGGUAUCCCCGUAACCAUCCUCGAAGCCGCCCACCAACUCGACUCCCGCCCGCGCGCCGCCCACUACGGCACAGCAUGCAUUCCCGACCUCAUUCGCGCAGGCAUCAUUGACAAGAUCCGCCGUGAUGGCGGAUUUGUCCUGUCGACCAUGACGUGGAGGAGGCCAAGGACUUUUGAAGAAGUGGGCGGGUUUGAGUCCAGUGGGUUGAGGGGAGAAAAAGGAGAAGAUAUGAGGACGCAUUGUCUUGUCUUGCAAGAUUUGUUGGAGGUGAUGCUUGAGGAGUGUGUGGAACGGGGGGUGGAGGUGGUUUGGGGGUGUAGGGUUGUGGGGGAUGGGGAAGAAGGGAAGGGAGAGGAAAAGGGGGCUUGGGUUGAGGUUGAGGUUACGGGGGAGGAUGGUGAAGUCAAGGAGAGGAAGAGGUUUGGUGGGGAGGGAUGUAUCGUGGUGGGCGCGGAUGGAGCGAAUAGUGCGGUUAGAAAGGGACUGUUUGGGGAUGAGUUCCCGGGGUUUACGUGGGAUCGGACGAUUAUUGCUACGAAUACAUACUACGACUUUGACAAAUUCGGCUGGUCCGACGCCAACUUCAUCAUCGACCCCGAUAACUUUUUCAUGGCAGCCCGCAUCUCCCCCUCCACCCCCUCCCACCCCGCCCUCUACCGCAUCACCUACGCCGAAGUCCCCAACCUCACCCACGCCCAAUACCUCGCCCGCCAACCCUUCAAAUUCCAAUCCAUCCUCCCCGGCUCGCCCACCCCGGACCAAUACCAACUCCUCACUCUCUCUCCGUACAGAAUGCACCAGCGCUGCGCGCCCUCCUUCCGCGUCGGCCGUGUGCUACUAGUAGCAGACGCCGCCCACCUGUGCAACCCCUGGGGCGGCCUGGGUAUCACAGGCGGUUUUGUGGAUGUAGGCGGGCUGUAUGAUUGUCUGGCGGGGAUCUGGGAUGACAAGGCGGAUGAGGAGGACAUGUUGGAGCUGUAUAGUGAGAAGAGGAUGGAGAAGUGGAAGACGAUUAUUGACCCGGUGAGUCAGGAGAACUUUAGGAGGGUGAGUGGGCAGCUUGAGUUGGAAAAGGAUGAGUUUUUGGGGGCGUUGAAGGAGGUGAAGGGGGAUGAAAAGGGGGUGGGAAAGGUGUUGUUGGGGAUGAUGGGGGUUAGGUAUGAUUUUACGGGGCAUUAUAGGCGGUGAGGCACUGGGGGAAAAAGAAAGGGGUGGGAUGGAUGGGGUUGAGUGUGGUUUAGGCUUUUGGUCGAGUGAAGCUCGGCAAUUGGACAAUGGGAAGAAACGGACCAAGAAUGAUGCUGAGAAUUUCGGGAGAUGGGAUUUUGUCGGGGAAUUGGUCGCGGCAGCUGAGUAGCAAUACCGAAGACAUUGAGAGGUCAUUGCUCAGGAAGUGGAUAUUUUUAUCGCACAAUGCUUCAUGACACUCACAGAUUGCUCGACCAGACAAUCUCCAACCUUGUUAGCUUCCCCCCUCUGAAAUCCUCCCCCAACAAACUUUGCUUCAGUCCCGCUCCUUCUGUCGUCAAAAA
Molecule: messenger RNA, 1809 nt
Organism: Neurospora hispaniola
Lineage: Eukaryota; Fungi; Ascomycota; Sordariomycetes; Sordariales; Sordariaceae
Exons: 6
Coding region: 116-1465 (449 amino acids)
Biological process (GO): ubiquinone biosynthetic process
Cellular component (GO): mitochondrion
Molecular function (GO): oxidoreductase activity; FAD binding
Source: RefSeq, a predicted model, not a curated record